Nymphaea colorata (pocket water lily) is the source of this 1543-nucleotide messenger RNA. RefSeq names its product pto-interacting protein 1-like. Lineage: Eukaryota; Viridiplantae; Streptophyta; Magnoliopsida; Nymphaeales; Nymphaeaceae. Gene Ontology annotation, biological process: protein phosphorylation. The coding region runs from base 285 to 1382 and encodes 365 amino acids. The record is from RefSeq and is a predicted model, not a curated record. Gene Ontology annotation, molecular function: protein kinase activity; ATP binding. The transcript has 8 exons.
UUCACGACUUCGCGGACUCCCCUCUCUCUCUCUCUCUCACGCCCGUGCCCCGCCGGCAUCAGAUCUCCUAAAUUUCCUCUCUCUCGCUUUUUCUGCAGUGAGCGAGACAGUCGCUCACGGUCAGAAUUUGUAUUUGCGCUGAGAGAAGUUUGUGUGGAGAAGGCUGCCAAAGAUUCGGCCUCAUCCUUCUUCUUCUACUUGUCACUACCAGCUGGUUAGCGUGGGAUUCACCUGCGGAGUGCUUUAUCGAGAAAAAAAGGAGCUGGUUCGCUUCAAACAUAAGUAUGAGCUGCUUUAGUUGCUGUGAUGACGAUCCUAUGCAUAAGGCAGCUGACAGUGGGAGCUCAUUUCCCCCAAAUGUUGUAGCAAACCAUCAGCGCAAUGAAGGUGCUUACCGUCCCACAGAAGCAGCUCCUAAAGGUGCACAAACUGUGAAGGUUCAACCUAUCUUAGUUCCUGCUCUUUCAGUGGAUGAGUUGAAGGAGAUAACAGACAACUUUGGUGCUAAAUCCCUAAUUGGAGAGGGCUCAUAUGGGAGAGUAUACUUUGGUGUCCUAAAAAGUGGUCAAGCUGCAGCAAUCAAGAAGCUGGAUGCUAGUAAGCAGCCCGACCAAGAAUUUCUUGCUCAGGUUUCAAUGGUUUCAAGGCUUAAACAUGAAAAUGUGGUGGAGCUAGUUGGCUACUGUGUUGAUGGAAGCCUUCGUGUUCUUGCAUAUGAAUUUGCAAGCAUGGGAUCACUACAUGAUAUUCUUCACGGACGGAAAGGUGUGAAAGGAGCUCAACCAGGUGAUGUCUUAAGUUGGACACAGCGAGUGAAAAUUGCUGUAGGUGCUGCAAAAGGGCUCGAGUACUUGCAUGAAAAAGCACAGCCUCACAUUAUCCAUCGUGAUAUAAAAUCCAGUAAUGUUCUGUUAUUUGAUGAUGAUACGGCUAAGGUAGCUGAUUUUGACCUGUCCAAUCAAGCACCUGAUAAUGCGGCAAGACUUCACUCCACUCGUGUGUUGGGUACUUUUGGGUAUCACGCUCCAGAAUAUGCCAUGACUGGGCAGCUGAGUUCAAAAAGUGAUGUCUACAGCUUUGGGGUUGUCCUUCUGGAGCUUCUGACAGGUCGGAAGCCCGUUGAUCACACACUCCCAAGGGGGCAGCAGAGUCUUGUGACAUGGGCAACGCCAAGACUCAGUGAAGACAAAGUUAGACAAUGUGUGGAUCCUAGGCUUGGUGGAGAUUACCCUGCUAAAGCAGUGGCAAAGAUGGCUGCAGUAGCUGCCUUGUGCGUGCAGUAUGAAGCUGACUUCCGGCCAAACAUGAGCAUCGUGGUGAAGGCUCUACAACCUCUACUAAACGCACGCCCUGGGCCAACUGGUGACGCUCCAAGCUUGUGAAUUUCCCCCCAUCUCUUCUGGCCUCGGUCAGCGCCGAUGCUACUAUUGAGCUUGUCGAUUGGGUGAUUGUAGAUUGAUGUAUCAUUCUGCCGACUUACAUAAUUUUAUCUCUUUCCUGAAGAAGGAAAAUUAUAUGGAAGACCCUCAUGAGUUUUCACGAA